This is a messenger RNA of Phyllostomus discolor (pale spear-nosed bat), 2463 nucleotides long. It is a transcript of the gene PPIE, whose product is annotated as peptidylprolyl isomerase E. Gene Ontology annotation, cellular component: intracellular membrane-bounded organelle. The record is from RefSeq and is a predicted model, not a curated record. The transcript is spliced from 9 exons. NCBI's taxonomy places the organism in Eukaryota, Metazoa, Chordata, Mammalia, Chiroptera, Phyllostomidae. The coding region runs from base 1462 to 2115 and encodes 217 amino acids. Gene Ontology annotation, molecular function: RNA binding; peptidyl-prolyl cis-trans isomerase activity. Gene Ontology annotation, biological process: protein peptidyl-prolyl isomerization; protein folding.
GGGCCGUGGGAAGGAGGCGGGCGGCGCGCAUGCUUCCGGAAGCACAGCGCGGGAGCAAAAUGGCCACCACCAAACGUGUGCUGUGGGCUUGCAGAGGAGGUGGAUGACAAAGUUCUUCAUGCUGCUUUUAUUCCUUUUGGAGACAUCACAGAUAUUCAGAUUCCUCUGGAUUAUGAAACAGAAAAGCACCGAGGAUUUGCUUUUGUUGAAUUUGAGUUGGCAGAGGAUGCAGCGGCAGCUAUUGACAACAUGGUAUGGCUGGGAAUCUUCGUUCUUACUCAGGCUGGUUUGGUGGUACAGAGGGGUCCUUGUUCACAUAUCGGUUUGCUGAGCCUCCAAAGUUACCAGGUUGCACGGGGGAAUAAAAACUGUCAUCGUGUGAAAAUGUUCCCUGGGAAGUAAUCACUUAAAGAUUAACCUUUACUCCAACAUCCUUCCCCAUUCAACAAAAAUAUAAACCCUGAUCACCCUUAUGGGUGGAUCUCUCACUGACUACCCCGUGUCUAGGAUAAUAAAUUGCAAGCACUAUGCCGACUGAUCGCACAGUGAAAUCACAUAUUUUGCAAAAGAAGCAAGAUUGCAUGAAGCAUCAGACCAGGAAACAAUUGAGAAUGGAAAUUCAGUAAGGAUAUUGACCGGGUAUGCUACCGAUGCAAAUGACUUCAGUGCGCAGAGAGGCCCUUGGGGAAACGAUGGAGUUCUCAAAUGUUUGUGCCCUCUUUGAGAGCCCCGGGUCUUCAUAUCAUAUAUAAGGUGUAAAGGUGACUGUUGAUAGGAUUUUGUUGAAAAAAAGAUGGCAAAUUCAUGAGCACCUGCUACAUAUUUGUUCCACAAAUUUGUGCAUAGUUAAACCUAAAUUUGAACUGUAAGAAAUUUAUUUUCAUUACUUUUAGUUUCAUCACAGUCAAAUCUUUUUUUCCUUUACUUUUUACCAUGAAAUUUUGUUCACUGCCCUACAUGGGGUUACAGGAAGGGACCUUCCCCAGCACCGAUUAUCUUUGGGUAGUAGGGUUCUCCUUUAUCCCUGGUCUCUGCUACCCGUUCACUGAACAUCGUUCUCAGCUCUCAGAGAGGGAUCGCUUCUCACCAUUUCAAAGCUGAUCUUGACUUUCGAAGGUGAACUCGGGUACUUGGAAACUACGUUUACCCUUGUAACCCCGAACCUAGAGUUACUAUUGGUAGCACGGCUCUUCGCUUGCCUUGAAAGACAGGAGCGUGAUGGCUCCGAGGAGGCAGUUCCCUGCAACCCACGGGCCGCUUUGUGGUGGGCGCAGAGCUUGCCGUGAGGGUCUCAGGGAUUAAGAGAACAAAUCAGGAGCAUGUCUCAGAUGUAUCGGAAGCCAAUGGAAAGGCUCUCUGGCUCUUUUAACCUAACAAGAGUUUAAGCAGCUGAAUUUGCAAUCUUUUCAGAAUGAAUCUGAGCUCUUUGGACGAACAAUUCGUGUCAAUUUGGCCAAACCGAUGAGGAUUAAGGAAGGCUCUUCCAGACCAGUUUGGUCAGAUGAUGACUGGUUAAAGAAGUUCUCUGGGAAGACUCUGGAAGAAAAUAAAGAGGAAGAGGGGUCAGAGCCUCCCAAAGUGGAAAAGCAGGAGGGAGAGCCCGCUGCAAAAAAGGCCCGCUCCAAUCCUCAGGUGUACAUGGACAUCAAGAUCGGGAACAAGCCAGCCGGCCGCAUCCAGAUGCUCCUGCGUUCGGAUGUCGUUCCCAUGACAGCAGAGAACUUCCGUUGCCUGUGCACCCACGAGAAGGGCUUUGGCUUCAAGGGGAGCAGCUUCCACCGCAUCAUCCCCCAGUUCAUGUGCCAGGGCGGCGAUUUCACGAACCACAAUGGCACCGGGGGCAAGUCCAUCUAUGGGAAGAAGUUUGAUGAUGAGAACUUUAUCCUCAAGCACACAGGACCAGGCCUGCUGUCCAUGGCCAACUCCGGCCCCAACACCAACGGCUCCCAGUUCUUCCUGACGUGUGACAAGACGGAUUGGCUGGACGGCAAGCACGUGGUAUUUGGGGAGAUCACGGAAGGCCUGGAUGUCCUGCGGAAGAUCGAGGCCCAGGGCAGCAAGGACGGGAAGCCGAAGGAGAAGGUGAUCAUCUCCGACUGCGGGGAGUACGUGUGAGAGGCGCUUUCCCUGCGCUGUGCCUGCGGGUCCGGGAUUCGUUCGCCCCGGGGAUCCAGCACAUGUUAAGCAGGGGUCCGUGACCUGGCCCCUCUCAGGGUCAGUGUGGAGCAGCUCCCCUGCAGGCCGGCCUGGGCUUCCCCUGGCUCUUUCCCAAGCGUAGCGGUGGCCCGGGAGCCGGCACAGGCGCCCCCAUCCCCGCCGUGGGUGGCUGGGCAUGGCCUUCGUAGGCCUUUGCCGCCAGGGCCUCUCCUGGGCCCACCGGUGUGGCUGCUGGACGUUUCUUGUGGUAAAAUGAAGCAUAAUUUAUUUUGCCAGAUAUAAUAAAUCCUCCCCCAAAGCUGGUGA